AUGAACAGUUCAACCGAGACACGCAAGUCUAGGAUCUCGUCGACACAGGAACAACUCUCCGAUGCACUGCGUCAGAUUUCGCAGCUACCGUCAUUCUCGACUGAACAACAGUCCAUGACACCACCGGCCUCAUCUUUGAAUGCAGACACCUCCUUAGGCCUAUCUGGUGAAGAACAAGCGGCACUACACCACGCCAAUCACGUCUUCGCCCGGCACAUUUCUUUGCUCAAAGAGUACAAUAACAUCAAAGACGUCGCCAUGGGAAUGCUAUCGAUUCUCGCGGAGAAGCAAGGCCGUCGACUGACUGAAGUCAUGAAAGAAUAUGGGUUGAACGAGGAGGAUUGAACGACCUGGAAGUGAACGAGGAACGACCGGCGUCAGGCGUACGACUUCAUCUACGAACAGCAUACUAAUAACGGAAUUCUACGAGGCAUUGG
Exophiala xenobiotica is the source of this 437-nucleotide messenger RNA. RefSeq lists its product as uncharacterized. The record is from RefSeq and is a predicted model, not a curated record. NCBI's taxonomy places the organism in Eukaryota, Fungi, Ascomycota, Eurotiomycetes, Chaetothyriales, Herpotrichiellaceae. Gene Ontology annotation, cellular component: Swi5-Swi2 complex; Swi5-Sfr1 complex. The coding region runs from base 1 to 345 and encodes 114 amino acids. The transcript has a single exon. Gene Ontology annotation, biological process: meiotic joint molecule formation; meiotic DNA recombinase assembly involved in reciprocal meiotic recombination; double-strand break repair via homologous recombination.